This is a messenger RNA of Menidia menidia (Atlantic silverside), 1431 nucleotides long. The record is from the annotation of a GenBank genome assembly. NCBI's taxonomy places the organism in Eukaryota, Metazoa, Chordata, Actinopteri, Atheriniformes, Atherinopsidae.
AUGGAGAACCAAGAGGAUCACUGUGCUUUGACUGAUGAGGACAGUGAGGAAGAGGCCUUCAGUGAUGAAGGUUCAACCUCUGGCUCUGAGAAGAUGAGCUGUUGGCAGUCGCUGCCAGACGUGUGCUUGCAGCAUGUGUUCAGAUUCCUUCCCGAUGGCGCUCGUGGCAAAGCGUCUCUGGUCUGUCGACACUGGCGCAGUGUCAUGCGCUCACCGUGUCUCUGGCGCGUCCGUUUCUUCCACUUCAGCGGCCGGCUUUCCAAAUACAAGCCGUCUGACUACUGCUCAGCUGUGGGUUAUGUCAGCAGUCUGGGAGCGUACCUGGAGAAGCUGGAGGUGGUUGUGUGUCCACCGCGAACAAGCGCAGUAGCCCAGCGACUGAAGGAAGCCAUCUGCGGGCUGCUGAACGAGUUAGUCAGAGUAAAUGCUCCACUGCGAUCACUCUCCCUGGUCAGGCUGGAGAUGGACCGGUCCUCCUGGGCCUCAGUACACAGAAACACUGUGGUGGACAGUCUGAUUUAUUUACUUGAGAGUGGGGCGUCAAAGCUCAACAAUGUUACUCUAAAUGGGAUGAGAAAUGACAUGCAACAGGGUUUAAAGUUCCUUUCUGCACUGUUACAAUAUCAGAAGAAGCUCUCUCCCCACUAUUACAUUUCAUCCAUGGACUUGAGGGGAUUCUUUUGGACUACUGAGCCUGUCCACCUCAACCCCAGUAUGCCCCACAUUCUGCAGCAGCUGCAAGGCCUCACCAGCCUGGGCCUGAGUUACUCGUGUGUUUCAAACGAGCUGCUUAUGGCUCUCCAGCAAAGACGGGGAAGAGGGGGAAGGAACUUCGGCAGCGAUGGAAGCAUCUUGCAAACCUUUUCUCUGCACUGCACUCGGAAUGAGCCGCAUCAGCAGCUGGUGCACAGUUUAUCAUGGGCAAGUUUGGCAUCAAGCUGCCCAGACCUGAGGGUCAAACUUACAGUGGAACAAGUCAUCAACACAGAAUGGCUUGCAAGGAUCCUGGUGCCUGGUAUUCCCCUGAGGGAGUACAACAUGACCGCCUUCUAUUCCCCAGACGAAAACUGGAGUUUCAAGCCUGUCCUCUCUGACAUGCUUCCUCUUUACAGACGCAGUCUGCAGUAUCUGACCCUGGACCUUAGCAACUGCCGGGAAUCUGUUGACGAUGAGCUGCUGGAGCUGGUUGAUGUGUGUGAGCACCUGGUGGAUCUGAGAAUAUGGGCUUUCAUAGACAUAUUCACUGUUGGGAGGCUGCUGCACAUUAGGCUAAAGAAAAGGGUGCUACUCAACAAGAUUAAAUUGAGAAUCUACUCCAUGGGUGACAACCUUGAAGAGCUGGAAGACCAGCUGGAGGAAAUGUUGUCCUCUUAUCUGGACCAUUUACCACCUGAGCUGCAAUUUUUUGCCUCAGUCUGCCCCUUUAUAUGA